GGGAAUAAAAUACCCGCCGGUGGCUGGGGCAUCGGGCUGCAGGUCCCGGUCGCCAGGUUCCGUAUAUUACAGCAGAGGAAGGACGAAGCUUUCAAACAGCCGCGUAAUAUGAUUACCGAGGAGCUUCCGUCACCGAUGGUUCAAGGAGGUGAGACCCCGCCCGUCCCUCUUCUUCCUCCUCCGUUUCGUCGCACUCCUCCCGCUACCCCUUUGCCGUCGCGACGUCGAAGCGCCUGCGAAUUUAUGAAUUUACGGUACGCGGCUGUUGAAAAGAUGGCGGAAAAAAAAACACGCCUCCAAUAAACCAGAAGGAACGCUGUGAGAGAUGCGGACAAUUUUUACUUCGUUCCGCCGUGAAAGAAGUAUAUAUAUAGGUAAGUAGAAUGCGAGGAUAUUUUUGUUCUCGUCGCUAUCGUUUUUCGAGGUUAGGUUUGGGAAAUUUCCGCAGCGGAAUUAGAGGAGCCAAAAAUCGGAUGCGGCAGACAAUUUUAAUUCCGUUUCGCCAUAAACUACGUAUACAUAUAUGUAAGCAGAAUACGAGGAUAAUUUUGUUCUCGUCGCUAUCGUUUUUAGGUUAGGUUUGGGAAAUUUCCGCAUGGGGAUUCGAGGGAUUAAAAACCGGACGCGGCGAAAGAUUUGUAGGUUAGGUUACAAGCUUCUGAAAAUUUCAUUUAUUCGAUAACGUGGAACACAAGUGAUCCGAUUUGCCUGGGACUCGGUGAACUCGAUGAAUCUUCGCAGUUGUUGAGUCGAGGGGAAUAAAAAGUUGAAUGAAAAUCGCGAUCACGUCCCGAUUCUUCUUCCAAGUUAUGGAAAUAAGGUAUCCCGGAACGAUGUAUCUCGACGCUCUGACAGAAACCACCUUGGCACAGUAUUCGUAACGUCGCUAUGUAAUAACGUCGUUAUGUGCCAAUUACAUGCACGCCGCUUCGCUAACUUAGUUUGCCUCGCAAUAUUCACUUGGCUAACUACGCCUACAAACUACGAGCCUCCGCUACACGCAAAUUCCUAUAGACAGACGCGCACCUACCCUAUCCAAAAGCGUGGAGGGCGAUUACUUUUCCCACAGAUGAUUCCCGUUCGCCGGAUUUCUUCGAAACUCGCGAACCUCCGCGGCGAGAGUCUCGCGUCGACAAAUUGGAACUCCUCAUCUUCCGAACGACGACGGCCGAAAUGUGUGAAAAUUUUUUUGUUUCUGCUACCCGAUACCGCGAGCUCUCCGGCCCGCCGAUUCGGUGACCUUGGACGAGACCGAAAUAUUUGUGCGGUUCACCGCGGGCCAAUAGGCCAGGGGUAAGUGAGGUCGGUCGCGAUCGCUCUUCGAUCACCUGCGCCGCGAUAGUGCCGAACAAUUUUCGCUUUGUACAGGUGAGUUGUCGACUUGAAAAACCAGGUGGAUAAACAAUAACGGAAUAUGCAACGACCUCGUCGUGUCCGAGAUAACGUUAACAAGAGUCGCGCUUCGUGUUUCGCUCGCGACAGAAAAUUUGCGCACACGGUUGCUGAACGGUGUACAGGACGCUUCAAAGGUGCCGCGAAACAAAAUGGCCGACGGACGGACGGCGGGCCGGAAAUUACCGAGCGACUUUUCCGUCCGUCCGCCGGCGAUCGCCCCGGAACUCGUCGACGCUCGGGAGCUAUCGGGGUCGCGCUUCGGGCCUCCCUUCGGAACCCCGUUUUUACGGACGGUAAGUUACGACCGUUCCUGAAUCGCCCUGUACACCGGCGACUCGAAGAGCGAAUAGGCGCCGCGCGCGGCGUUUACUCGCCCCGUCCUUUUUUCACCUAUAAAAACCUAACGCGUACCGCGCGCCCGAUUAGUUCUACCGAAGAUAUCCGAUAUUCGUGGCUUUUUUUUUCUCUUCUUCACCGUCGAAAAAAAUGGACGUGGCCAACGCCUACACGGCGCUGGACGUCGCCUUCAAGUUCGGCCCGCCCCUCAGCUACCUGGUGUUCUUCAACAUCCUCAUAUACCACCUGCGACCGGACAUAGUCGACGAGAAAAAUCGCCCGAAGAACGUGCCCGCGAUAAACCUGGACUCCCGGGAGUACGACUUCGUGGUGGUCGGGGCCGGCGCGGCGGGUUGCGUGAUCGCCAACAGAUUGACGGAGAACGCGAACUGGACGGUUUUGCUACUGGAGGCCGGCGGCGAGGAGCCGUACUACACGGACGUACCCGCGACCUACCUGAGCCAGCAGAGGAGCGACCUGGACUGGAAUUUCGAGGCCGAGCCCUCGACGACCUACUGCAAAGGCAUGACCGGUAACAGGUGCAGGGUGCCAAGGGGCAAGGCUCUCGGCGGCAGCAGCACGAUAAACUCCAUGCUCUACGUGCGGGGUAACAGGCGGGACUACGACGGCUGGAGGGACCAGGGAAACCCGGGAUGGGGCUACGAGGACGUUUUGCCGUAUUUCACCAAGUCCGAGAACGUGACGAUCGGGGGACUCAGGGGCUCGCGGUACCACGGUACCCGGGGCUACCUCGGCGUCGACUACUUCAGGUUCACCAGCGGGAUGGCCGAAUACUUCCUGGAAGCUGGACGCCAGCUGGGCUUCCAGGUGGUGGACACCAACGGCGAGUCCCAGCUGGGCUUCACCCUGCCCCAGCUGACCCUGACGAACGGGCUCAAGGCCACCGCGUCCAAGGCCUUCCUCCGCCCCGCCGCCCGCAGGAAGAACUUCUUCCUCAGCGCCCGUUCCAUGGUCCACAAGGUCAUCGUCGACCGGAAGACCGGGACCGCCGAGGGCGUGAGAUUUCGCAGGGGCGGCAAAAUGUACACGGUACGCGCUAGGAAGGAGGUGAUCCUGUCAGCGGGCGCUAUACAGUCACCCCAGCUCCUUAUGCUCUCGGGAAUCGGUCCGAGGAAGCAUCUCGAAGAGAUGGGGAUCCCCGUGGUCCAGGAGCGCUGCGGCGUCGGUAGGAACUUCCAGGACCACGCGCUCAUCGGGGGUUUGGUAUUCCUGAUGGAUGCCCCGCCGCCCGAGAGCGACCCGAACAUCACCGACGCCGAGAACUCGGCCGCGGCGCGCAGGUUCCUCGAGGACAACGAGGGGCCGAUGAUGGACCUACCGGAAAUCGAGGGGAUGGCCUUCGUUAAUUCGAGGUUCACCACACCCGACUAUCCGGACAUACAGUUCCUGUUCGGCCCGCAGGGCGACAACUUGGGUGGCGAUUUUUACCCCAGACGAAACGGCGGCAUCCGAAAGGAGGUGUACGACAGCCUUUUCAAGGGCGUAGAGGACAUCCGAUCCUUCCGGAUACCCGCUACCAUCCUCAGACCGAAGAGCAGGGGCUACGUGGAACUGAGGAGCGCCGACCCCGAGGAACAUCCGGUGAUAGUGCCGAAAUUUUUCGACGACCCCAUGGACCUCGAGCUGCUGGUCGAGGGGACGUACAUGGCGGAGAAGGUGAGCCGGACGCCGAGCAUGCGGCGUUUCAAGCCGCGUCUCAACAGCAACCCGAUAAGUCCUGAGUGCGCCAAGUUUCCGUUUUUCUCGAGGGAUUAUCUGAGGUGCCACGCCAGGUAUUACACCCAGACGGCGGAGCACCCGAGCUGCACCUGUCGGAUGGGACCGGCGGACGACCCCAUGGCGGUCGUUGAUCCUCGGCUCCGGGUUUACGGGAUCAAAAAUCUUCGGGUGAUCGACGCUUCGAUUAUGCCGAACAUCACGUCGGGGAAUACUUACGCGCCGGCUAUGAUGAUCGGCGAGAAGGGGGCCGAUCUGAUCAAGGAGGAUCACGGGGCGCGACGAUAACCUCGAAAUGUCGAACUUCCGAACAACUGAAUAGUGUAAUCGAAAGUUUGGCAA
Athalia rosae (coleseed sawfly) is the source of this 3810-nucleotide messenger RNA. RefSeq names its product glucose dehydrogenase [FAD, quinone]-like. Gene Ontology annotation, molecular function: oxidoreductase activity, acting on CH-OH group of donors; flavin adenine dinucleotide binding. The record is from RefSeq and is a predicted model, not a curated record. NCBI's taxonomy places the organism in Eukaryota, Metazoa, Arthropoda, Insecta, Hymenoptera, Athaliidae. The transcript has 3 exons. Bases 1882 to 3756 code for a protein of 624 amino acids.